AUGGGUGGUGGUGGUAAUAGUGGUAUCGGCGUCAUUGGUGUUUUUUUGUUCCGGGAAACUCCAACCUGCUGGUAUUUCAAGCGGAUAUUGCCCAUAUCAACGGAGGUUUUGCAGUAUUUCCCCAACGGUAGCCUUUGGGCAACCACAGGAUUGAGGUUGAGGACGUGCGCCACAAAGCUUCCCAUCGAACCCUCGAGCUUCUCGUGGGUGAUUGAAGCGCCGUUGCCGUUGAUCUUUGCCGCAGGAGGCUUCUCGGAAACGGCGUCGAUGAGCUGCCUCGGCAGUCUUGAGCUCGUCGCGGAGGAGCGGCGUAAACAGGCUAGACUCGAGCAGCGACGCCUGCAGCUUCCACUCGGGCAUGGCCGAGAACAGGGGCGUCUCUUUGAGAAUCCCGACAUAGGGCUCGAACUUGGCCCCAGACAAGACCUCCACAACGGCACUCCCGACAGCCCUGACCUUGCUUCCCCGGCCACGCACGUUGAGCGCGGCGACGCCGUCAAUGGAAUGUAG
This is a messenger RNA of Pyricularia oryzae 70-15, 510 nucleotides long. RefSeq lists its product as uncharacterized. The transcript is spliced from 2 exons. NCBI's taxonomy places the organism in Eukaryota, Fungi, Ascomycota, Sordariomycetes, Magnaporthales, Pyriculariaceae. The record is from RefSeq and is a predicted model, not a curated record. Bases 1 to 510 code for a protein of 169 amino acids.